AUAUUUUUUAGGUUACGAAGUAAACACUAAACAACAACGAUUUAUCACAUUUUAUUUUGUAUUUAUUAAUAUUUUAUUGUAUUUAUACACGUUAAUGCAUUUAUGUAUGUAAUACACAGUAAAUUAAACUAUGUCGAAAGUUACUAAACGGAAACAUGUUAUGAAUGAGACUCUUUGGGACGAUUAUGAAUUGCCCAAAGAAAAUCAGAGUGUUGUUAAAGUUUUAAGAAGCAGAGGAAAUAACUUACACGAGAUUACUACGCCUAGUGGAGAAGAAUAUUUAGUAUCAAUGCCCACAAAAUUUAGAAAGAACAUUUGGGUGAAAAGAGGAGAUUACAUCCUUGUAGAACCAAUUGCAGAAGGAGACAAAGUGAAGGCAGAAAUUGUAAAAAUCAUGAACAAGGAUUCUAUAAAAUAUUAUAAACAAAAUGAUGUUUGGCCAAAAGAGUUUGAUAAUGAUAAAAAGAAUGACAGUACUAAUAAUGGUGGUAAUGAUGAUGACGAUGAUGAUUUGUUUGUGAAUACAAAUAGAGUUCAAGUUCAGACUUAUGACAGUGACAGUGACUCAAGUGGCACAAGUGAAAGUGAGGAAAGUGAUCAAAAAUAAAAUGUACUUUUGACUUAUAA
Zerene cesonia (dogface butterfly) is the source of this 627-nucleotide messenger RNA. Its product is annotated as probable RNA-binding protein EIF1AD. Gene Ontology annotation, biological process: translational initiation. Gene Ontology annotation, cellular component: nucleus. Gene Ontology annotation, molecular function: RNA binding; translation initiation factor activity. NCBI's taxonomy places the organism in Eukaryota, Metazoa, Arthropoda, Insecta, Lepidoptera, Pieridae. The record is from RefSeq and is a predicted model, not a curated record. Bases 131 to 607 code for a protein of 158 amino acids. The transcript is spliced from 2 exons.